This is a messenger RNA of Symbiodinium sp. CCMP2592, 555 nucleotides long. The record is from the annotation of a GenBank genome assembly. Lineage: Eukaryota; Dinophyceae; Suessiales; Symbiodiniaceae.
AUGUACAAAGACGGAAGUCUGCAGCUGCCUCACUGGCAUGAUUGCACCGCCUUGUUUCGUGGUGGCGUAGUACUAGCGCAGCAAUGCGUAGUCCUAUGGCCUGCCGUCGUUGAUGACAGCGCAUCUAUGACCCAGCAGGUAGCAGCCGUUGUCAACGUCCUCAUCAUCGUGGGGAAGGACGACAUACCCAUCUACGAGGCGGACCUCAGCACGGAGGGAAUCCGCGAGGACAGUCCGCACUUGGACCAGUUCGUGGUGCAUGCAGCUUUAGAUUUGGUGGAUGAGAUGGUUUGGAGCACAUCUUCCAUGUUUCUCCGUGUGGUGGACAAGUUUAACGACUUCCACGUCUCAGCCUACUGCACCGCAGGGCACGUGCGGAUGAUGUUGCUUCACAAGCACAGAAACGAGGAGGCGAUUCGGGCCUUCUUCGCGGAGGUCCACGACCUCUUCAUCAAAGCGAUGUUGAGCCCGUUUCAGACCCCCUCCACUCCGAUCGAGUCUCCGACGUUCGAUGCCAAGGUGCGUGCCGCCGGCCAGAGGCACUUUCGUGCAUGA